AUGAUUUUCAAUCUUGUCGCGCUGUCCCUUCUUUUCAGCAGCAGUCUCGCUGUUCCACUGGAGGUUGAUAUUGAGAAACGUAUAACCUGCCCUGGUGUUCAUGUAUUUGGUGCUCGUGAGACCUCUGUAUCUCCAGGAUAUGGCUCGUCUAUCACCGUUGUCAAUGGCAUCCUGAGUGCCUAUUCGGGCUCCACAUCCGAGGCGAUCAGCUAUCCGGCAUGUGGUGGGCAAUCCUCUUGUGGAAGCGUGAGCUAUUCCAGUUCAGUUGCUCAAGGUAUUCAAGCAGUCGCCUCGGCUGUGAACUCCUACAAUUCGCAAUGCCCUCAGACAAAGCUUGUUCUCGUCGGAUACUCCCAGGGUGGUGAAAUUAUGGACGCUGCAUUAUGCGGCGGUGGUGUCCCUAACCAGGGCUACACUAACACUGCCAUCCCGCUGUCAUCGUCUGCUGUCAAUAUGAUCAAAGCAGCUAUUUUCAUGGGUGACCCGCUGUUCAAAGCUGGCUUAUCGUAUGAGGUUGGAACUUGUGCUGCAGGUGGUUUCGAUGCACGCCCCGCAGGAUUCUCAUGCCCAUCGGCGAGUAAGAUUCAAUCGUAUUGCGAUGCUGCCGAUCCGUAUUGCUGCAAUGGAAGUAAUGCCGCAACCCACCAGGGCUAUGGAGCCGAGUACGGAUCACAGGCCAUAGCUUUUGUCAAGUCAAAGUUGUCCUAG
Penicillium nucicola is the source of this 708-nucleotide messenger RNA. RefSeq names its product putative acetyl xylan esterase (Axe1). Lineage: Eukaryota; Fungi; Ascomycota; Eurotiomycetes; Eurotiales; Aspergillaceae. Gene Ontology annotation, molecular function: hydrolase activity. The transcript has 3 exons. The record is from RefSeq and is a predicted model, not a curated record. Bases 1 to 708 code for a protein of 235 amino acids.